AUGCCGAAAAGAAUCGAUAUAUGUAACAUCAUUACUCAAUCAACCAAUUACAGUGACAGCGACGAUGAGAAUAAUGGUAGUGAAAAUGAUAUUAGUGAUAGUGAUUAUGAAGAUGAAACAUCAAAUAAAAUCUAUGAACAUCUUCCAAGUUUAUCUCAAAUAUUGAUAGUAGCACGAUUAAUAGGAAAACGAGAAUAUAUUUUAUGUCGAAAUGGCACAAAAAAAUUUUUCAAUAAAGUCUGUCAAUACCAGGAAUUGUCACAAAUCGAUAAACCAAAUGAUCUUAAUUAUGGAUCGAGAUUGGGUAAAGCAGCAGAAAUAUUGUGCAAACUAGCUGCUAUUUGUGAAAUUAUAAGAAUUUCUAUUGAAGUAUUGGAAUUGCUUCGAAGUCAAAAUCAACUUCAUUAUGAAGAUACAAGUUUAACAUUCAUUCGGAAUGUGACUAGUUUUAUCGAAAACAAAUAUCCAUCGUCGAACGGUAUACUGGAAAUACAAUCAUCCAGUUGUGAUCUUGCUGGACGUCUUGUUUGCAGUCACUUGUUGAAAAUGUUGUUGGCAUUAUAUGAUGUUGAACCAAUCGUUCCGAAUGUAAAGAAAAACAAAGUUGAUUCAAGUUCAAAAUAUAUAAAUACAACAUCGCGUGCAAUUGUUCAUAUGAAAGCUUUUCCAUCUGAACAUGUCUUAAAUGAUCCAAUAAAACAUAAUCUAAUAAAUCAAUUGUUUGGAGAAGUGAAACUAAACUUGACCACCUAUAUGUCAAUGUUAUGUAAUAGUCAUAUAAAAGAUAAACAAGUAUUAACUGCCAAUGGUAAACAAAUGUUGUUACUACCUGAACAUAAAUUAUUGUAUGAACAUUUAAAAAGAAAAUAUCUUGAUAGAAAUUUUGAUGAAAAAACACCUGCCGUUGUUCAAGAAAAUACAUCUGAUCGUACUGCUAAUGAAACUUGUACCGAUCGAAACAAAUCAAGUCGAGAAUCACAAACUGACUCAAAUUUGAAUGAGAUGUCUAAUAGUACAUAUAAUGCGAUUAUUGAUACAACACUAGAUAUAAAUCAUGUUAAACCAAAUCAAAUUGAAAUAAAUAAAAAUAGUUCGAAUAAGAUAACCGAUAUAAACAGUAUAUGCGAAGAAUAUUCUGUAACAAUGCCAUCAAGUUGUAUAUCACCUUCAAAUGCAACAACAACUUUAUCAACAUUUAUGGAAAAUGAUAGUGUUAACAUACUAUAUGAAAAUAGAUGUAAAGAAAGCAAUAAUACGAAUAUUGGCAUUUCAGUAGCUGCAGAAUUGAAUAGCAAUUUGAUAAAUGUACAAAACACGUCUGAUUCUAAUUUGAAUAGUAUUAAACAAGCACCAAUGGCACUUACUGAUGUGUCGUCAUUAUCUAUUAUGGGUAACAGUAAUAAUCAAAACGUAUUUAAUAGUCAAACAGAACACAAUGAUGUAACAUAUAAUGAAAAUGAAUGCAAUUCAAUGACAAAUCCUAUCGAAUCAUCACAAAUAAUAAAUAUGGAUAAUACUACAACAAGCAAUUUAGCUUGUAAGAAUAUUGAUGGUAAAUAUUUUUAA
Molecule: messenger RNA, 1566 nt
Organism: Rotaria sp. Silwood1
Lineage: Eukaryota; Metazoa; Rotifera; Eurotatoria; Philodinida; Philodinidae
Source: the annotation of a GenBank genome assembly